Pungitius pungitius (ninespine stickleback) is the source of this 2902-nucleotide messenger RNA. RefSeq names its product zinc-binding protein A33. Gene Ontology annotation, cellular component: cytoplasm. The transcript has 5 exons. The record is from RefSeq and is a predicted model, not a curated record. Gene Ontology annotation, molecular function: ubiquitin protein ligase activity; protein binding. Bases 471 to 1340 code for a protein of 289 amino acids. Lineage: Eukaryota; Metazoa; Chordata; Actinopteri; Perciformes; Gasterosteidae. Gene Ontology annotation, biological process: protein ubiquitination.
AACACAAUUGUCCUCUGGGAGAAGGCAGCACUGACAAACUCAAGUGUCAGCUUGAGUAGGAGGCAGCAACAAAGGGGAUGUCUCUUCAUGUCGAGUGGAAGAGAAAGAAGACGAGGUGGUGGUUGAAGUAAACAUGCUCCUGUCAGUCAAUCUCUGCUGCUGUCCACAUCAAGUCUCCCAGUGAACUACUUCUACAUCUGUACUUCACCACAAAGAAUCUGACUGACUGAAGAUUAUAUGAGCUGUGCUGAAUAUGUGUGCAACUCUCUCUACAGGAGACAUUACAAAAGCAACGAAAGUAUCUAAAGAGCCAAAAGGAAGCGGUGAAAUACAGACUGAAAAAACUGGCUGCACGACGAUCAGCAAUCACAAAAAAGUCCUCAGUGACAAGGCAGAGCAUCAUACAGAAAUAUCAAGAGAUCCAGGCCGUCCUGGAUGAGGACCUGAGGAGGACCCUGUCCCACCUGGAGAUGGAGGAGCAGGCUGCUGUCUCUGCCCUUAAUGGACUGAUGGAAAAUAACUGCUCUCUGAUCCAAGAGAUAGAGCAAGACCUGGCCAGGCUACCCGGAUCAAUGGACGACACCGACAGAGAGCCUGAUACAAUGGAUAUAGGAACACUGAAUGGAGUGAUGGAUGCACUAAGCAGGAUGGACCCGAGCAGUGUGAGCCUGGACGAAGUUAAAUCUGACCAGAUCCUCAGCCUCACCAAAAACAUGCUUCUGCUUAUCACCUCACAGACCCCUAUAAUCAAGAAACUCACCCAGAGUUAUUCCAGUGAGGUGUGUCUGGACCCAAAGACAGCCCACCCGAAGCUGGUCAUCUCCCCCCAAGGUGACAGUGCCACCUACACAGACAUCUGGCAGCAGCUUCCUGAUCUCCCUGGGCGCUUCGACACGACCCUCAAUGUCAUGAGCUUGCAAGGAUUCAACGACGGCCGCCAUUACUGGGAGAUUGACGUGACAGGGAAGACUUACUGGGAGCUGGGUGUCACAUAUCCAAACAUCCCCCGCAAGGGCCCCACUGAAGACUGCUGGCUGGGCCGAGGGGACGAGUCCUGGUGUGUGGAGUUAUUUGAUGGAGAGUAUACAGCCUGGCAUGGAGGCGUGCCCCAUAAGCUGCCUUUAACGAAACGCUUCUGUCGGAUCGGUGUUUUGUGUAGUUACCCCGCAGGGUCGGUGACGUUUCUUGAGGCAGACACCAUGACGCCAAUGUUCUCCUUCUGUGUAGGAAGAUUUUCGGACCGCCUCCACCUGGCCCUGUGUCCCGGCCAUGACCACUGUAGCACCAAUGCUAAGCCUGUAGUGAUCUGUAAUGCUCCAUUGCCUUCCUGUGAUCUCUGAUUAGUGGCUCUACAGAAAAGUAAUUCCUUUCUAAUGCACCAUUUUCUAAUAAUGCACCAAUUGUAAAGGUUUGUAAUUAAAAUGCGUUUUGAAGGUAUAAACGCAAUUAUUGUUCAGCAUAUUACCAAUCGCCGAUUAGUAUAGAGCUGCUAAAAUUGUGCUAUCUAGUGUGGCCUAUCAUUAAGUUCAUUAAACUAAAAAAAAGAGGACCAUGGGAACAGUGUUUGACGUUGUCAUGACCUUGCUCUUUGGGCCAUGACAAAAUGGGAGUUGCACUGUUUUAAAGCGGUUUAAUUAUUCUUUAUUUAACAUAGGACAGGGAAAGUCAUCAAAAAUUACAGGCGGGAUGUGAACGUCAGUUUUAUCAGUAGUGUAGGAUGUGCAUGAGGGUAGAGUGUUAGAUGUGUGUGGUGUCAAGUGUAUCCAACUAAAAAGAAAACGAAGACCAGACAGCGGCCGCACCAUACCAUGGGACUUCUGCUGGAGAGAAAAAAGAGAGAGUUAAUGAACGUCUACAGUUACGUAUGUGACCUUAGUUCCCUGAAGGGAACGAGACGCUGCGUGGAAACGCUGUGGGAACGCCCUGCGUGACCGCGUCAUGAAGCACGUGUGAAAUGGCGAGCUGGUACAUCAUAGGCGGGCGACGUCAGGACCAGAGCGCUAUAAAAGGACCCGAAGGGCGAGCCCAUUCAUCUCUGAAUGGCCGUACCAAGUGCCACAGGCAUGCCGGGAGUAUGGCAUAGACACGCAGCGUCUUGUUACCUUCAGGGAACUAAGGUUACACACGCAACCGGAGACGUUCCCUAUCAGGGAACUCGAGCUGCGUGGAAACGCUGUGGGAACGCCAAUAGCCAAUAGCCACACGCCAUAUGCGCCAGUGACCGUAGUGUGAAGUCAGGGCGCACACUCAGACGAGAGCACCUGCGCUGCAGGCAUGGAGUUAAGGUCUACCCGAUAAAACCUCACGAACGUGUGGGGAGAGGACCAGCCUGCCGCCAUACAAAUGUUGUGCAGCGACCCAGUCAAGCAGAACUUUGGAAGCCGCCAUACCCCUUGUAGAAUGGGCGAGGACAGCCAAAGGUGCGGGCUGACCGGCCGAUUCGUAGGCAAGUGAGAUGGCCUCAACCACCCACUUGCUCAUCCACUGCUUAGACACCGGGCGCCCAGUAUUGGGUGGUCCGAAACACACAAACAACUGUUCAACAAGUCUACACAGGGCAGUCCUGCGGACGAGUCUAAAGCCCUAACUGGGCAGAGGAGGUUGAGCUUCGCUUGGUCCGACGUCAGGAAAGGAGGAGGACAGAACGGCUGCAGCACAAUAGGCCCGAAAGUGGUGGACGGAGCCUUAGGAAUAUAGCCGGGGGAAGGAAGUAAAAACGCCUUCACCAUGCCGGGUGCAAACUCCAAGCACGAGGGGGGCCAACGAGAGGGCUUACAUAUCUCCAAUUCUCAUGAGGGAAGAAAUAGCAAGCACGGAGAGGGUCUUAAGAGCCACGUACUUCACUGCAACCUCUGCGAUGGGCUCGAACGGAGCACCUUCUAGUACGACGGCCAGGUCCCAG